CGUGAACGCGCAUCGUGAUCCUUACGUCACUGAAGCGCCCUGGCUCGCGGAGCUACUGGUAGUGCUGGCAAGAGAGGAAAAAAAGAGAAAUAAGUAUUAUAGUAAAAAGCACAUCCUUUUAUGAGGAGGGAUUGCAUCUGAUAACGGUCCGUCUGCAAACCCAGGAGUACGGCGCCGCGCUUAAACCACAGCCGGAUAAGCGGGAUAUGUGAGAAGAAGAUCCCGGCACUGCCGCCCUCAUAAGGAGUGAUAGAGUCCUGGAUCUUCUCACUGACCGCGGAUUUUCCAAGUUCACGCCCCCAGCGGUCGACUACUGAAGGCUCCCUUUGAACAUGACAUACUCGCCUCUGUCCUUCAGUUAAAGACAGAAAGAAGCACAGAAUCCUGCAGGUGUUCAGUGGACGGAAUCUGACUCUGUUUUGCUUCUGUGUUGCUAUUUUUUCCGUUUCGUUGAGAAGCGAGACCCCAUUUUCCAGACACCAUGUACGGCAGCGCCCGGUCUGUGGGCAAGAUGGACAGUAACCACGGCGGGGGGAGCGGCCAGAGUCCGGGGCGUUCCCCGCGGCUGCCCCGCUCGCCGCGCCUGGGCCACCGCCGCACCAACAGCACGGGCGGCAGCGGCGGCGGCGCGGGCGGGGCCGGCGGCAAGACGCUCUCCAUGGAGAACAUCCAGUCCCUGAACGCGGCCUACGCCACCUCCGGCCCCAUGUACCUGAGCGACAACGAGGUGGUGGCCGCGCCCGACCUGCCCAAGAGCACCAUGACGCUGGGCCGGUCCGGCGGCCGGCUGCCGUACGGCGUGCGCACCACCGUCAUGGGCAGCAGCCCCAACAUCGCCACCAGCACGGCGGGCGCCGUGCCCAGCGACGCCAUCGCCUUCGGGGACCACCACAUGCCGUCCAGCCUGGCCUCCACCGUGCCCCACUCGCUGCGGCAGGCCCGGGACAACACCAUCAUGGACCUGCAGGCGCAGCUGAAGGAGGUGCUGAGGGAGAACGAGCUGCUCCGCAAGGAGGUGGACGUGAAGGAGAGCAAGCUCAGCUCCUCCAUGAACUCCAUCAAGACCUUCUGGAGCCCCGAGCUGAAGAAGGAGCGAGCCCUGCGCAAGGACGAGGUGUCCAAGAUCGCCGUGUGGAAGGAGCAGUACCGCGUCAUCCAGGACGAGACGCAGCACCUGCAGAUGACCAUCCAGGCGCUGCAGGACGAGCUACGGAUCCAGCGCGACCUGAACCAGCUGUUCCAGCAGGACAGCAGCAGCCGGUCCAGCGAGCCGCUGGCGUCCGAGCUGACCGAGGAGAACUUUCAGCGGCUGCACGGCGAGCACGAGCGGCAGGCCAAGGAGCUCUUCCUCCUGAGGAAGACUCUGGAGGAGAUGGAGCUGCGAAUCGAGACCCAGAAGCAGACGCUCAGCGCCCGCGACGAGUCCAUCAAGAAGCUGCUGGAGAUGCUGCAGAGCAAGGGCCUGUCGGCCAAGGCCAGCGAGGAGGACCACGAGCGUACCCGCCGCCUGGCCGAGGCCGAGAUGCACGUGCACCACCUGGAGAGCCUGCUGGAGCAGAAGGAGAAGGAGACGGCCGCGCUGCGGGAGGAGCUGCACCGUCGCUAUGAGGGAACCCCCGAGUCAGCCAAGACCAAGGCCCUGCAGACCGUCAUCGAGAUGAAGGACUCGAAGAUCAGCUCCCUGGAGCGCGGGCUGCGGGACAUGGAGGAGGAGAUCCAGAUGCUGAAAUCCAACGGGGCGCUGAGCACGGAGGAGCGGGAGGAGGAGAUGAAGCAGAUGGAGGUGUACCGCAGCCACUCCAAGUUCAUGAAGAACAAGGUAGAGCAGCUGAAGGAGGAGCUGUCUCAGAAAGAGGCCGAGGGGGAGGAGCUGAGAAAGCGAGCGGCUGACCUGCAGCAGGAGAUCGACCAGGUGAAGCAGGAUCUGUCCCGGAAGGACACAGAGUUGCUGGGGCUGCAGACCAAGCUGGAGACUCUGACCAACCAGUUCUCCGACAGCAAGCAGCACAUCGAGGUGCUGAAGGAGUCGCUGACGGCCAAGGAGCAACGUGCCGCCAUCCUGCAGACCGAGGUGGACGCCCUGCGCCUGCGUCUGGAGGAGAAGGAGACCAUGCUGAACAAGAAGAGCAAGCAGAUCCAGGAGAUGUCCGAGGAGAAGGGCACCCUCAACGGAGAGAUCCACGACCUCAAGGACAUGCUGGACGUGAAGGAACGCAAGGUCAACGUGCUGCAGAAGAAGAUUGAGAAUCUGCAGGAGCAGCUGAGGGAUAAGGAGAAGCAGAUGAGCAGUCUGAAGGAGAGGGUGAAGUCGCUGCAGGCCGACACCUCCAACACCGACACCGCCCUCACCACGCUGGAGGAGGCGCUGGCCGAAAAGGAGCGGAUUAUCGAGCGUCUGAAGGAGCAGCGUGAUCGAGACGAGCGGGAGAAGACUGAGGAGCUGGACAGCAACAAGAGAGAGCUGAAGGAGCUGAAGGAGAAGGUCAGCCUGCUGCAGGGAGACCUGUCUGACCGCGAGACCUCCCUGCUCGACCUGAAGGAGCACGCCUCCUCCCUGGCCUCCUCCGGGCUCAAGAAGGACUCCAAGCUGAAGAGCCUGGAGAUCGCCCUGGAGCAGAAGAAGGAGGAGUGCCUCAAGCUGGAGUCUCAGCUGAAGAAGGCCCAGAACGCGGCGGUGGAGGCGCAGGCGAACACGGAGCUGUCGGAGCGGAUCGCGUCGCUGGAGCGGGAGGUGGCGCGGCACCGCGAGGAUGCUGGGAAGGCGCAGGCCGAGGUGGACCGCCUGCUGGAGAUCCUGCGCGAGAUGGAGAACGAGAAGAAUGACAAGGACAAGAAGAUCAGCGAGCUGGAGAGUCUGGCUUCAAGGCAGAUGAAGGACCAGAGCAAGAAGGUGGCCAACCUUAAGCACAAAGAGCAGCUGGAGAAGAGCAAGAACGCCCAGCUGAUGGAGGAGGCCCGCAAGAGGGAGGACAAUAUCAAUGAGAGCUCCCAGCAGGUGAAGGACUCCUUGCGGCAGAAGGACGACCGCAUCGAGGAGCUGGAGGAGGCCCUGCGGGAGAGCGUGCAGAUCACGGCGGAGCGCGAGAUGGUGCUGGCUCAGGAGGAGGCGGCCCGCACUCACGCCGAGAAGCAGAUGGAGGAGCUGCUGGCGGCCAUGGAGAAGGUGAAGCAGGAGCUGGAGUCCAUGAAGGCCAAGCUGUCGUCCACCCAGCAGUCUCUGGCGGAGAAAGAGGCCCACCUGACCACUCUGCGGGCCGAGCGCAGGAAGCACCUGGAGGAGGUGCUGGAGAUGAAGCAGGAGGCGCUGCUGGCCGCCAUCAGUGAGAAGGACGCCAACAUCGCCCUGCUGGAGCUGUCGUCCUCCAAGAAGAAGAAAACGCAGGACGAGGUGGCGCUGCUGAAGAGGGAGAAGGACCGGCUGGUGCAGCAGCUCAAGCAGCAGACGCAGAACCGCAUGAAGCUGAUGGCUGACAACUACGAGGACGACCAUCUCAAGGCCUCAUCGCAUUCCGAGCAGACCAACCACAAACCCUCUCCAGAUCAGAUCAUCGCCCCUCUUUUAGACCUCAAUCAGAACCGCAGUAAGCUGAAACUCUACAUCGGCCACCUGACCGCCCUGUGCCACGAGAGAGACCCCCACAUCCUGCAGGACCUGGCCCCGCCCACCGCCUAUCACCGCAGCGACCAAGCAGCUUGGGAGGAGGAGCUGCAGAAGAUGAGUCUGGAGCAGCUGGAGUCGGAGCUGGAGCAGUGUGAGAGGGAGAGUGCAGAGCUGCAGGAAUAUGCCAACUCCGUGCUGCAGCAGAUCGCAGACCACUGCCCCGACAUCCUGGAGCAGGUGGUCAACGCGCUGGAGGAGUCCUCCUGACCCUCUCACCUGCACCCCGCACACCCCCGUCCAACAGGUGUGUCACUGUCCCAGUCUGUCCUCCAUCAGUGCCCCCCCCCCCCGCUGAGCCUGCUCCACGCCCCCUCACCUGCCGGCGGGGGGGUCACCACCACGCCCCACGAUGAACAGACCACCUGUGGGACGUGAGGGAGGAAUUUGGCAAAGCUGAGAACUCUGCAGUACCUGUGGGUGCUGCCGCCUCUCUCCACCAAUCCAGCUGGCUGUUUACAGCGGUGCCCCCCCCCCCCCAGCUCUGCAGCACGUAUCCCAGCAUCCCACGCGCAGGCGAACGCGGCCGCCAACGUGGCGAGGACUGCUGCGCCACACCCUGACGUCCUCCCGGUCACCCGACAGCUACCCACAAUGCAUCCCUUCGCUCGCCUCCUCAGAAGAGCAUGCUUUCAGGAGGCGGGAAAAAUUAAAAAAAAAAAAAAACAUUUAAUGAUGAGAGAGCACAGUGAGGUUAUGAUUGCAGGAUGUUGGAAAAAAAAAGGGUUUAGAGGAUUUUUUUUUUUUUGUUGUUGUUCUUUUUUCUUUUUUUUGGGAGUGGGUGGGGGUUCGAUUGCUUAUAAUUCAUUAUGGGUCACCUUGGUGACAGACAAAACCGUAUAAAUUGCAUUCAAGGGUUGUAGAUGCUUUAAUGCCUUGAGGAAAAAUAAUCCAAACAGCCAUACUUCUUAUACCCUGAGUGAUGCUUAGCGCAAAGCCGCUGAGGCACGGAUUUAUAUAAAUUCAAGCGUGACUCAUUUGUGUGGCUUUAGCACAGUGCGGUCAGGAGUGCGAUUUCAGCAUCAGUUACUGCCACAAGCACCCUGAAGGUCAGGCUGAGGAUGCUCAAUUAGAACUAUGUUAUGGGAGUGAAUGAUGUUAACAAAAUGACAAGAAGUGUAUUUAUCACCAUGUAGGUUACCUAGGAAACCACAGCUUUCGGCUCUUGGCGGAGUUGGAAGUUGAACAUGAAAUGCCUUUCAAUUUGACAUAUUUUGCUGCUAUUUGUUUCUUUUUUUUUUUUGUUGCUGUCAUUGUUAGUUUCUUUUUUUCUAGCGAGAACUUUGUAGUUUAGAAAGAAACAAGGCAAUUAAUCAGUCACCCAGCUAUAGUGCUACACUAUUGCCUUUGGUUGAAAGACCAGACUUUAAAA
Megalops cyprinoides (Indo-Pacific tarpon) is the source of this 5030-nucleotide messenger RNA. RefSeq names its product ELKS/Rab6-interacting/CAST family member 1-like. The record is from RefSeq and is a predicted model, not a curated record. Lineage: Eukaryota; Metazoa; Chordata; Actinopteri; Elopiformes; Megalopidae. Bases 482 to 3868 code for a protein of 1128 amino acids. The transcript has 20 exons. Gene Ontology annotation, molecular function: structural constituent of presynaptic active zone. Gene Ontology annotation, biological process: maintenance of presynaptic active zone structure; regulation of synaptic plasticity; neuromuscular synaptic transmission. Gene Ontology annotation, cellular component: cytoskeleton of presynaptic active zone.